AUGGAUCCUGCAGACGACUAUUUGCCGGCCAUCGACGAUCUGAAACCAGAGACUUUCCACGAUGACAACGCUGGUGCCGCGGAUGGAUUGGACGAUUCAAUCGAGACGACGAAUCCUGGCAAGGCUGUAUGGCUGAUUGCGUGCACGGUGUCCAUGGGCGGGUUUCUCUUUGGGUACGACACGGGCGUAAUAUCCGCAGUCCUCGUCAGCCUUGGAACCGACCUCGGACAAGCUCUGUCCUCGAACGACCAGGAACUCAUCACCUCCAUAACUUCAGGGGGUGCAUUGAUCGGCGCCGUUCUGGCUGGCAUGACUUCAGACAAGUAUGGACGGAAACUAGCAAUCUAUGUGGGCUGUGCGGUCUUCUUCGUGGGAACCGCCUUGCAAGCCACGGCGUUCUCACUGGCCCAGAUGGUGGUUGGCCGAUUGGUGGUUGGUUUUGGGGUGGGUGAAGCGGCAAUGAUCGUUCCUUUGUAUAUUGGAGAGAUGGCGCCUGCUAGAUUCCGUGGUCGACUGAUUGUGUUUGAUAAUAUUUGUGUGACAUUUGGCCAGCUCAUUGCCUAUGCCCUCGGGGCCGCAUUCACUGACGUACAUCAAGGCUGGCGAUACACAAUUGCUAUCGGUGCUGUUCCUGCUAUUGCUCUGGCGGCGACAAUGCCCUUGUGCCCAGAAACGCCUCGCCAGUUGAUUUCCCAUGGCCGUGACGAUGAAGCCAAGAGAGUAAUCCGAAAGAUCUUUCCUCAAGCCACGGAACAACAAGUGAUCAACAAAAUCAGGGUGGUUCGACAUUCUAUUGAAGAGGUUGCUGCCUCCGUAUCAGACAAGAGCCUAUGGUGGCAGAUGAAACAGCUCUUCACUGUAGGCGCGAACCUGCGAGCCCUGGCCACAGCCUGCUCGAUCAUGGCUGUAUCACAACUAGGGGGAUUCAACACGCUGAUGUACUAUUCCGCCACACUAUUCUCCCUGGUUGGCUUCAACCAGGCCACGGCCGUCUCCAUUGUCGUUGGAGCGACGAACUUUGUGUUUGGAUUCCCAAACUUCGCCUUCAUUGACCGGUUUGGAAGACGGUCAAUGCUUCUGGUCACCGUGUUGGGAAUGUCCCUCUCCCUGGUUGUCGUUGCCAUCGCCUUCCAUUGGAUUCCUGUCAAUUCGGAUCUGAGCGUCACGGGCCCGCACGAGAUGACCUGGGCAAGUAUCCUUCUUCUCGUCGCACUGAUUGUCUACAUUGCAUUUUAUUCGGCUGGCGUCGCACCCAUUUCCUGGGUGGGCACUGAAUUUCUCCCCUUGGAAGUGCGUGCACUUGGCACAAUGCUGAAUACCGUGACCUGCUGGGGUUGUAAUAUCAUCAUCUCGUCGACAUUUCUGUCCAUGAUGAAGGCUAUGACCCCCAGCGGAGUGUUUGGGUUUUAUGCGGGUAUUUGCUUUCUCGGGUGGCUCUUCGUCAUUUUCUGCUAUGCGGAGGUACACAAUAUGCCUCUGGAGUCGGUGCGGGAAAUUUACACCCAUGGCUUCGGGACAGCCAUCCUGGCGCGGACGCUGGAUCCACCCCGGCUUCAAGCUUCGGCUGUAGGAAGUAGUCCUGACAGCUCAGCGCUUAAUUUGCAAAUAGGCAGUGGUCAUAGCGCUGUGGCAACCGAAGACCAGGAAGGUAUCCAACAUACACCAACAACAAUGGCCCAUUCACCGUUCACUAGAGAGCUUCAAGUGGCCUGUCUCGCUGUCCAGCGAGCCAGUAUAGUCACCAAGACUAUGCUGGCCGAGGCCGACAAGGGAUCUACCGACAAGGCAGACGCGUCUCCAGUGACCAUAGCCGAUUUUGCGUCACAAGCCAUUCUGAUUAGCGCAAUCCGCCACAACUUUCCCAGCGACAAAUUCGUCGGGGAGGAAUCAGCAUCAGCCCUGCGGAAUGAUCCCGCACUAGCCGACCGAGUGUGGCAGCUGGUAUCCACAACCCAAUUGCAUGAUACCGAGAGCGAAGAAAUCGUCGCAGCCCCGUCGUCGCUAGAAGAGAUGCUAAGCAUCAUUGACCUGGGUGGCAAUGGAGAAGGAGCCCGUCAUACGCGUACCUGGAUCAUGGAUCCCAUUGACGGGACAGCGUCGUUCAUUCAAGGCCGUCAGUAUGCUGUUUCCGUGGCGCUCAUCGAGAACGGCGAGCAGAAGGUCGGCGUGGUCGGAUAUCCCAACCUGCACUUCCACAGCACCGUAGUCCACGAAGACACGGUCGAUCGGAAUGGGUACGGAAUUAUGCUGUCGGCAGUCCGGGGCCAUGGAGCGUACAAGCGUCCGAUGAGUAAGGAGCGCCUGCAGCCCGCCGUGAAGGUGUACAACGUCCUGGCACGGACCGAUACCGGCCAGCCCGAUCUGGUAUUUGCAGAGAGCAUGGAGAGCCCCUACAUUGAUCAGCGGCUACACCAGGUUGUUCGCGAGAGACUGGGUGUUACCAAACCAGUUACUGAUCUCUGGUCCAUGCAAGCCAAGUAUGCGGCCCUCGUGGUGGGCGGGUGCAACGUGAUGGUCCGUAUCCCCCGAAGCACCGAGUAUCGUGCCUAUGCGUGGGAUCAUGCUGGCGGCAUGCUGGUGUUUGAAGAAUCGGGCGGCAUGAUCACCGAUCUGGAUGGUCAGCCCUUCAACUAUGGGCGAGGCCGGACGCUGGCAGAUAAUUUAGGUCUAGUUGCCGCAUUCCCAGAGAUUCACUCGAGGGUGCUAGAACUUGCGCGGAAAAUCAGGGAAAGGCAUCAAGAGGAGGGAAUGAAAGACAAAACGCAAUAUUGAGAGAGAAGAUGAAGGGGAGAAAGAGAAGAAUGGAAACAGAGGAGGGAAGGAUGGAGGGAGGGAGAGAAGGAUGAUGCGUGGAUUUGAGUCGCCGAGCCAGAUCAGGCCAUAAUGACAUUGCUUCCCUUCUUUCU
Messenger RNA from Aspergillus vadensis CBS 113365, 2906 nucleotides. Its product is annotated as myo-inositol transporter. Gene Ontology annotation, cellular component: membrane. Gene Ontology annotation, molecular function: 3'(2'),5'-bisphosphate nucleotidase activity; myo-inositol:proton symporter activity. Gene Ontology annotation, biological process: sulfur compound metabolic process; transmembrane transport. The record is from RefSeq and is a predicted model, not a curated record. Bases 1 to 2772 code for a protein of 923 amino acids. NCBI's taxonomy places the organism in Eukaryota, Fungi, Ascomycota, Eurotiomycetes, Eurotiales, Aspergillaceae. The transcript is spliced from 7 exons.